UGUGUGAUUAGUGUGUCCCAAGCCUCCCAGAAGAAACCAAUCGUCAUAAAUUACUCAGAGGAAUAUCAAAAUGAUAAGAACAAAUCUAUCAUCAGCUUCAUCAUCUCUACCAAUCAGCAAUCGUUUCUUUCUCACUCACCGUGCUCUUUCAGUUGUUGGAGGGGUCUGCACAAAUCAAAAAGGGAACUUUUUGGUUACAAAGAGAGCAGAAGUAGUGGAGCUCACAUUGGUUAUUAGAGAGGUUGAAUCGUGGUGCAGAGUAUGGAAGCUUUGAGGAUCGAGGAGAAGUAUGUGGAAGUAAUGAGAGUUUUGGAGGCUGUGAAAGAAGAAGUGAGUGAGGUGAAGCUUGAUGUAGCAUCUGUAUUGGGAGAGAGAAGUGCAGCAAUGAAAGAAGUUGAGGAAUUGAGUUUAAAAACGGAAGAGGAUUUGAGAUUGUUGGAGAGUCUUAAGAAAGAAAUCGAAGUGGCGAAUGAGGAACAUUUGAUGGCUGAAUUGGGAAAGGUCGAGGCUUUGAAGGAAUGUGAGGAGAUUGAAAGGCAGAGAGAAGAGAAAGCUAAAGAGGUUUUGGAUUUGUUGGUCAAAAAGAAUAAGAGAAUCAAGGAAAUGUUGGAAGAAGCUGAGAGAGCUAAAGGUAUUGAGAAAGAGUUAUUUGAGACGAGUUCAGAUGUUGAGAUGUUGCAAACACAGCUUGAGCUUGUCAAGAAGAUGGAGAGGAGAGUUCAUAGGAGAGAUAAUAGUAUGUCGAGAUCAAACCGCUCUUUUGAAAGAGGGAAGAUUAAUUUAUCGGUUUUGAAAGAAGUAACAGAAGAGACUGAAAUGAAAAAGGAAGAACUUGGUUCUGUUAAUGCUGAGCUCUUUCGGGUUAUGACGGUAAUGGAUGUCUUGAGGAAUUAAGUUAGUCAAGUGAAAGACGAAGCAUCUCGCCUAGAUAGAGUCUUGAGGAAAGGUGAUGUUAAGAUUCAGAAACUCAACUCGAAGAUAGUUAUGGCGAAAACUAAGUUGGAAGCAGUAUCGAUCGCUGAGGAGAGAAUUAGCUCACUUGCUUACAGUUUAGUUGGUUCUCUUGAGAAGUUAAAGAAAAACAGAAAUGCUGCAAGGAAAGAGGAGGUUCUUCUCAAAAAGGAGAAGAUGGUUACAAAGGCUGAAACACUGAAAGCCAAAGUUGAUAUAGACGAAAUGGAAAAAGAAUUGAUUUCCAAGUUGGAUGAGCAUGAGGAUGCGAAAACCGCAGAGGCUUUAGUGCUUGAGAGGCUUGAAUCUCUUAUAGAAGACACAAUAAAGAGUCGAGAAAUGGAGUCUGAGCAUUGUGCAAUGAUCACAAUCUCGAGGUUUGAGUACGAGUAUUUGACUAAACAUGCCUCUCAAGCAGAAGAAACCGCAGAGAAAAAAGUCGCAGCAGCAGAGGCAUGGGUUGAAGCAGUCAAGGCUUGCACGAAAGCGGUUUUGAUGAAGACGGAAACUUUGAUCAGAGAGAGUGGAAUGACGAAAGUGGAAGAAGAAAAAGAAGCGUUUAAGAUGGAAAGGUCAUUGUCAACGAAGAGAUUGGUCGAGGAUGAGAUUCAGAAGUUUAAGCAGUGCCCUGAAGCCAAAAGCUAUCUUUCUCCUAAACCAGUUGGAAAACUCACGCCAGUACAACGAGGGAAGCCAAGAAGAUAUUCACCUGCAGGGACUCCAACGUUCUUUGUAAUCAAGAAGAAGAAGAGAGUUCCGAAUUUGGCCAAGUUUUUAACCCGGAGAAGUUAAAGUAACAAUCAUUUUUUGACUUGUGAGAACAAUUAUAUUUGUUAGAUUUCCUAAGAAGUAAAUCGAUGAAAUGUUUCAUAUUCUUGUUCA
Camelina sativa (false flax) is the source of this 1833-nucleotide messenger RNA. RefSeq names its product protein PLASTID MOVEMENT IMPAIRED 15-like. Gene Ontology annotation, cellular component: cytosol. The record is from RefSeq and is a predicted model, not a curated record. Lineage: Eukaryota; Viridiplantae; Streptophyta; Magnoliopsida; Brassicales; Brassicaceae. Gene Ontology annotation, biological process: chloroplast avoidance movement; chloroplast accumulation movement.